Molecule: messenger RNA, 3335 nt
Organism: Zootermopsis nevadensis
Lineage: Eukaryota; Metazoa; Arthropoda; Insecta; Blattodea; Termopsidae
Product: AN1-type zinc finger protein 2A
Biological process (GO): proteasome-mediated ubiquitin-dependent protein catabolic process; protein targeting to ER
Cellular component (GO): endoplasmic reticulum; cytoplasm
Molecular function (GO): zinc ion binding
Source: RefSeq, a predicted model, not a curated record
CUCUUUGAAAUGUUUUAACAAGUUGUUUUGAUAUCCAUGUAGAUUUCCAUGUGAAUUGUACAUUGUUAUUUUUUUCAAAAGUUGAAUGUCUGACAAAUUUUAGUAAAACUUCACAGUGUAAAGUUUUUAUGAAAAUCAGUCAAGUGGCUCCUUAGUUAUUAUAUGAAGACAUGGCAAAGCAAAUGAGUAAACAUGCAUAACAAAGUUUUUAGGUAGUCAUGUUGCCAAUGUUUCUGUAUGGAAGUUCAUGAUCACAAUUUGAAUAUUCAUCAAUGUUCGUAUGUUGGUAUUACCUAGUCUACCAGAUUACGUGGUGCUUGUGGUCUCGAGAUUCAUUCUGGAAAUAUUUAACUCAAGCUGAAUUCACAGAUAAAGUCACAUUGGAUUGGAAAAUAUGUAAAUGCCGUCCACAUUGUUACUUUUUAUGACUUAGCACCAAGCUAAUAUUAAUAAUUGUGUGUCUUCGUGGUUGCAGAUGACUUGAAAAUUUUUCAUGCGCAGGCAACUGUUUCAGAGGUUAUUGCGGAAUAUGCAUGAUGUUUUCAACAAGUGUGAGAUGUGCUUCAGAAAGUUAUAAUAAAACGUUUGGUGUUAAUUUUUUCAAGAUCUGUAUAUUGGUACAAAAUUAUUUUUAUAGUUAGCAACUGAAGAAAAGCAGAAGUUUUAUUAACAUUACUUUGAACAAGGGAAUGUUGGUAUUAUUUGUUGUAGUAGAACAUUGCAUCAAGUAGAAAUGACUGGUAUAUUUCAUAAAUGAGUCACGUAAGAAUGUUUCUGGAAGUAUUUCAAGAUAGUAUAAAUUCAAGUAAUAUUUUGAACACGCGUUUAAUGUAGAACGACCGUCCAAAGAGUGAAGACAUUUUUGGUUUAACUUCGAAGAUGGAAUUUCCGAACUUGGGACAGCAUUGCUCAGAUGCAACUUGUAAGCAGCUAGAUUACUUGCCGUUGAAAUGUGAUGCUUGUGAAAAUAUUUUCUGCAAAGAACAUAUAAGCUAUAUGAGUCACAACUGUCCUUUGGCAUACAAGAAAGAUGUUCAGGUCCCUGUAUGCCCUCUGUGUAAUACGCCGAUUCCUACGAAGCGCGGAGAGCAGCCGGAUAUAGCCGUUGGUGCCCAUAUUGAUAGUGACUGUAUGUCGUCUCCUGCCAAAGACAGAAGAAAGGUUUUCACGAAUAAAUGUUCGGCCAGGAAUUGCCACGUGAAGGAAGUCGUGCCGGUGACAUGUGGUGAAUGCAAGUUUAACUUUUGUCUUAAACAUCGCCAUCCGAUAGAUCAUCAGUGCGAGGGUGCGGCAGGAGCAGCAAGGAGGAGGACAGUUGAAGCUGCGAUGGUCCGACAAGCAAAACUCUAUACGUCUUCAAGCAAUCAGGCUCCAAGACUAACGAGAAGUAAACCCGUGCCACCUCCGAAUGCAGCGGCUAUCAUCCAAGGAGGAUUGAGUGAAGACGAAGCUUUGGCACGUGCGCUGGCACUUUCACUUGAGGAUUCCCAAGGUAUAGAAUCAAAUGUCACCGUAAGAAACGACGGGCAGCAGCAGCGUCGUGAAGGCAACGUGUUGGGAAGAUCUGCCACAUUUUCACGUGACCAUUGCACGGUGUGUUGAAUUGCGAGUGUUGGUGGACGAAAAUAUCGGAGAAACAAAACCUGCUUCAAAUUGCGUGUUUUAAAAUUCUAGUCAAUUCAGUUGAGCUCAGAAUUAUAUAUUGUACGUAAAGUAGUAGGGAUAUUUCUAGAAAGUACCGACGUUUUACUAUGUUGCAUAAAUAUUGAGAAAUAUAAUUAAAGAAUUAGAAGUUGUGUGUGUUUUUUUUUUUUUUGUUUUUUUAUAAAUGAGAACAGCAUUACAUGAUGUUCUUCUGUUUAUAUCUAUAACAUUUUAUCAAAAUAAUAUGCAAUAAUAAAUAAUAAUUAAAUUACAUUCUGUAAUGUUUACAAGAACACCAGCUAUUAUAGAAAGAUAACUUUCACUUUAAAAUUAAGUGUUCGAGCUUGAGUCUUCUGAUUUAGGGUGUUGCGCUAGAUAAUUGGGCAGUAAACUCAUCACUUCUGCAUCUAAACUACUAGUCUCGUCGCUGAGACAGCUUUCUUAAAUUAUAUAUUACGCUAGGUAUUACGGGACCAGAAAAAACCUGUCACACGUGUAAUAAAUGCACCGUAUUUUUUUAAACGUCUCUCUCGAUAACUUGUGCAUUUCUUCAGCGUCUUCUAAUAACUCUCCUAUUGGCAAGAUGGCUGAUUUUAUUAUAUCCGAGCCAUGAAUCAUCGAUUAAUGCGCGCUAUCGACGGGUCAAGCGGAUUUGGCGUGAAUGGUCAUUGUGGAAUAAAUGUGGGUAAGAUGUAAACUUAAAUAGUUUAUUGUACUGGUAACAAAGAGAGCAUUUAUUAAUCUUUAGAACUGUCACACUGCCAACUUCUGCUGGAAGAUUUUUGCUGUUUUGAAAUGGACCAGACUGUGCUCCGAAUCAAAGUGACACGGUGCAUUGCUGAUGCGUUUAUACAGAUCAGCAAAACGCAUCCUAGAUCAUUCCAUUGUUUUCUUUGUUAAAAAUACAUCCAUAAUUCUGGACUUACCUCAUAUGUAGUGUUGUGCGAUUGUUAGUCCAGUACCAAACUUAGAACCACGCUUCUUUUAUUUUUACGUGUUUCACGUUUAAACUCAGCUUAUUUUUGCAGUAACGCCAGAAAAAAAGCCAAAAUUUGCACAAAAUGGUUUCCAUUGCCGUGCUUUGUAAUGUUAUACGAAUGUCACAUAUAUCCACAUAUAAUAACGAUGAUUAUGAUGCUAAUAACAAUAAAAUACAACAAAUGUGGAAAGUAAAAGCAAAAGUGAUUACAAAAUUUUUGGAGCAACAUCCCAGGUGAAAAUAGCGAAUAGAUAUAAUAAUAAUAAUAAUUCAAUUCCAUUCAAUAAUAAUAAUGCCUUAUGCAAAUAUGUUUAAUGCGUGUGACACGUUAUUACAAAAACAAAAUGUAUUUCAGAAAUGACUGCUUCACUAUGUACCUCAGGUGCAAGGUUUGUCUCAGGUACAUUGAAAUAAAUACCCUGUAAAAUGGUGAAUAGACAGAAUAAUAAUGAUAAUAGAUAUACACCAAUGCCCAUACGGAAUGAGUCUGAAAAUUUUGUGUAUUAGAAAUAUAUACAUUUUGAAGGAAUUAAGAAAUAAAUGUUUGCCAAUCCAAAAGAGUUGAUACAGAAUAAUGUAGUGAGUCUUGACCUGUAUGUGCUUUUAUAUUGAAUUGUAUACACAGAUCAUCUUAUUUUUUGGAAAUUUUUUACUACAGGCUGUGGUUUCUGUUACUGUUUUCUUGUAUAAAUAUAAUGUGAUAUGGAGUAAA